ACCCCAAGAAAUUUGCUUUGAAGCCUGGAAAGGAUCGUCAUCAAAACACUGCGCAACCACAGUACAGAGCUGUGGUGUCCAUAUUUAUUCAUUGCUCGGUAGAUAAAUUACAACAACCGAUUUCCAUAUUGGAUAUAGUUUAAAUAGUUCAGCAUUUUAAGGAAUCUAUUUCAAACAGCGGGGCAGCAGUAUUCGUGGCUUGAAGUUGGAGGCUCAGCUGUUGUGGAAAUAUUUCAGUUAUCAAAAUUAACACUAUCCCAGCCAUGGCAGUGAAGUCUCCCCCAAUCUUCUACCACUCCCCCACCCCACACAACGCUCCCAUUGCCUUCACCACUCCACUGUCCAAGCUGCUAGCCCAGCGAGCCAGGAGCUUCCUGUGUUUCGGCCAGUUCCUACACGGCAGCAUGUUCCUGAUGCUGGCGUUCGUUGCCAUGGCGGUGGGGUGCUCGCUGGAACCUCUCAAGUCACCAGACCUGGCUAAUGCAGUGAUUUUAUUCUGCAUGGUGGUGUCCACUACUGCAAUUACCUUCACAGUCCUCCCGGUCAGCAUGGCCGCAUCUGCGGUCAAGGAAGCACGACAACGCAGCAAGGCCCCCAUCACAGGACCCGUAGAAGUGGGCACAUUUAAGAAGAUUCCUUUUGAAGACGGUAUCCAGGAGGAAGAAAACACUGAGCUUUUGAAGAGUGUAACCAUAUAAACCCUCUUGGUGUAAAUGUUCAAAUUAACCUACAAUGGUACAUGUACUAGUAGUACUUUCAGAACAAGUAUACUUUCAGAACGCACAAUUGUUGCUAGCUAGAUAGCUUAGCUUAGCCCAGAUAUAAGUGGCUAGCAGCCUACUUGAACAAACCUAAAACAGUUGCUGUACAGAUAAGAUCAUGACAUUUAAAGCUAUUGUCACAAUUGUACUUAAUAAGAUUGAUUGACUUACAUGAACAAUGUGUAACAUGAACGAUAACUUUUGGUGUCUAUGUUGCAACAGGAUUUAAUUUAUCACAGUGUAGGACAGUAAUAAUCUACAUUAUAUUAUUAGUAAAUCCUAGAAGUAUGAAUGUCCUAUAAAGUCUAGUAUUAACUUGAGGUAUGUUGGUGCUGUAUUCAUGUAUGUUUGAUUUAGUGAUCCAUGAACUGCCUGUCACAUAGGCAAAGAUUAUGGGAUGCUAUGGACAUCUGUACAACUUUAACAUGCUUAUUAGUUAGGACUCAUUCCUACCAUUAAUAUAUUAGAGAAGAUUAGAUGAGAGUGUUUGAUGUACUAUAUGUAAACUAUUUAAUGAUGACUAUUGAAGCUUGUCGCACAUAAUGGUUUGAUUUUUGUUUCUUAUCUUACCGGGUAUCAACAGAGUAUGUAUACAAUCUCCAAUUAUCCAGAUAGCAUUUAACUUGCACAAAAGAUCAUAAUAGAUAUUUGAACUAUUAUUUGAUAAGUGACAUUAGGUGUAUAACAGCACUCAUUAAACUUGUAAUGCAGGAACCAGUAUGUCAUAAUGCAGAGAUAAACUGAUAUAGGUUGACAAUCCCUGAUGUAAAAGCAUGAUAUAAUAUGCAGUGUUAUCCAAAUGAUCAUCCUAUAGUUUAGACAAUUGUACCCACAGAUAUAUGCUGUGUAAAGGGAAACUACAUCAUGAUAUUGAAGUCACAACAAUUGGCAUUUA
Branchiostoma floridae (Florida lancelet) is the source of this 1656-nucleotide messenger RNA. RefSeq lists its product as uncharacterized. The record is from RefSeq and is a predicted model, not a curated record. The coding region runs from base 264 to 698 and encodes 144 amino acids. NCBI's taxonomy places the organism in Eukaryota, Metazoa, Chordata, Leptocardii, Amphioxiformes, Branchiostomatidae. The transcript is spliced from 3 exons.